Iphiclides podalirius (scarce swallowtail) is the source of this 1368-nucleotide messenger RNA. NCBI's taxonomy places the organism in Eukaryota, Metazoa, Arthropoda, Insecta, Lepidoptera, Papilionidae. The record is from the annotation of a GenBank genome assembly.
AUGCGUCGCUUAUUAGUCAUUAUAGCCUUUAUAUUGAACGUGUAUAAAGUGCAAAGUUGGACGUUCUGUGACAGUGGCAGCCAGUGCGCGUGCCGAUACCAUGACAGGGUCGAUGAGGACUUCAUUCGACAGUACAUCGACUGCUCCCAUAAGAAAAACGUUAUUAAAGACAACAUAACAAUGCCCGAUAAAGCCUACGCCUUAGAUAUGUCGUCGAACGGUUUGAAAGCGCUUCGUUCCGGAAAUUUCUUACGUUCGAACAGUCUACAAGAGUUGGUGUUGAAGAACAACGAAAUAGCCGACAUCGAAGCAGGCGCCCUGAAGUUCCCGGAGUUGAAGAGAUUAGACUUGAGCAACAACCGGCUGGAGAGGAUAAACGGGGACAUUUUCAAGUCGAUCAGAAAGCUGGAGUAUUUGAAUUUAGCAGAUAACAACUUCGUUUCGUUCACGAAACUCACCUUCCACCCUCUGAGCGAGUUGAAGGAGAUAGUUCUGGACAACAAUGACAUUGGACGUAGCUUGGACGAUACCGACCUCUUCGAUAGAGACGGCUACGGAUUGACAAAUAAAAUUCGUAAGGUAUCCAUCAGCGGAAUCAAUUUAAAUGCGGUACACGACAACUUUUUUAUAGACGCGUACGACAUUAGGGAAUUGGAUAUUUCCAACAACAGUCUAACCGACUUAUUCGAGAUACCGUUCACGCUGGAACACUUGGACGUGUCUGACAACCCUAUUGUCGAGGUGGCCGAAGAGGAUUUCAACGACUUAACCGCAUUGAGGGUGUUGAAAAUGAACAACGUGGCUAUAAAGGAGGUUCCAGCCUACGCCUUUGCCCCGCUGCACGGCUUAAUUAAGCUGGAGUUGGAAAGAAAUAAGAACUUGACCGAGUUCAGCGCUUUGGCCUUCGGGCGGGAGGUUCUAGAGGACGCUGACGAUUUCCUGUUGGAGGAGUUGUCGCUGAAAUCCUCACGCCUGAGCAGCCUCGAUGAACGGCUCCAAGUGCCUCUUGGGCAGCUAGCAAGGUUGGACCUUCAGGGCAACCUUUGGCACUGCGACUGUCGACUUGUUUGGCUGAAGCAGUUUCAAAUUAAACCUAACGAUUACGAACACUUGAGAUGUUACACGCCGAAGCCGAUGUACAACAGUAAAGUAUUCGAGCUGAACUCGAAGUACUUCAAAUGUGCUGCUGCGAAGAAGCACGUGGGUGUGGCCAUCGGACUGAUCGCUUUCUGCAUGUUCGUCUCGGCGACGACCCUCUGGCUCUUCUGGUACCUGCCCAAGUGCCAGUCGAGGGGGAAGUUUAUUAGCGGCAUGUACAAUCCCGCCACGGCUUACGCGGUGCUACCGAUGAACGCCACAAGGGAGCUC